Messenger RNA from Daucus carota subsp. sativus, 915 nucleotides. RefSeq lists its product as uncharacterized. Gene Ontology annotation, cellular component: membrane. The transcript has a single exon. The record is from RefSeq and is a predicted model, not a curated record. Bases 31 to 915 code for a protein of 294 amino acids. Lineage: Eukaryota; Viridiplantae; Streptophyta; Magnoliopsida; Apiales; Apiaceae.
GACGCGAGAAAUAAGAUCAACCUAACAUUAAUGGAGUCGAGAAACAUCAUUUGGGGGAUAUUUUGCAUCUCGUUGACGCCAUUUUUGAUCAGAGGGACAUUGGCCAAGGAUGAUAGUAAGCCUGAUACAUCUUCUUUGAAUAAUUUUCUCCAUGAUCAUGCACGAGAGGUGGUCAAAUUUCCCCAACUAGGUAAAUUUUAUGAUAUUUCUCUCAAGUCCAAUUAUUCGGGUAUAAAAAUCUCAUAUAUUCAGAUCCGGACUCCGAGUAUUUGGACAAGAGGAAUCAAUGUUCGUGCAGUUCAUAUCCCACCCAAAACUCGAAUUUUGCCAUUUGUAAGAAGACUGGAUAUAGUCUAUCAAGAUCUUGGUAAUUUAUCAUCUUAUUACUACAAUGUCCCAAACUAUAGGUUCGUAACACCUGUUAUUGGCUUUGCAACUUAUAAUGGUGAAGACAAUUCACCGUCGAAUAGCAGUGGACCUCCGCCUAAUAUAUGUCUAGAGGGAAAUAAUACGAUUAUGAUCCAGUUUCCGGAUAUUUCAGUGAAGAAAAAAGAGAAUUCAACAAUGAGAUGUGUUGCAUUUGGUGCUAAUGGUGACAUUCAGUUCAGCAAUGUAACAGUGCCAAAUAAGUGUCUUGCUCGUGGGCAUGGCCAGUUUUCCAUUGUUGUCCCAAAAUCAAAAAAAUCUUCAAAAAAAGGACUGGCGAUAGGAUUAGGGGUGGGAUUUGGAAUUUUAACCUUGUUGCUUGUAAUAUUAUUGAUGUGUCGGAUCGCGAGGAAUAAGGAAUUGGAGUAUAUGCAAAAUGAACCAGAAAAGAGUGAGAAUUUGGAUACAGCUUGGGUUGGAUCCAGUAAAUUGCCUGCAGCUGAAUGGAGCAGAAACUUUGAAAUUCCUGAAAAUGAUUACAUUCCUUGA